Molecule: messenger RNA, 1482 nt
Organism: Nicotiana tabacum (common tobacco)
Lineage: Eukaryota; Viridiplantae; Streptophyta; Magnoliopsida; Solanales; Solanaceae
Source: RefSeq, a predicted model, not a curated record
GAAGAGAUUAUAAAUGAAUCACUACUUGAGAAGAAAAGAAGGCGUGAGAUGGAAGGCCGUGUCAGACAGCGUGUGAUAAACAUGAAAUCUUUGGAAAGAGAGGAUGACCUGGAUAGUAUAGCUGCAAAGCUUAUUGACCAGAUUCAAGCUAUGAAGUUAAAGAGAUUUCAACUUGCAUUAGAACUCAAGAAUUUACUUAUUGAUGCUGUGGCUCACCGAAGAAAUUAUGCUGAACAUAACAUGGCAUCCCUUGAACUUGGGCUGAAGAUAAAAGAGAUGGAAGCUAAUGUGAAGCACCAAGAAAAAUUUGCUAUGCAAGCAUCUCUGCAUUAUGAGUACUGUAAAAAGGAGACAGAGGAAUGCCGACGGCAACUGGAAGCUGCCAAGAGGCAUGCAGAAUCAGUAGCCAUUAUAACUCCAGAACUAGAGCAGGCUUUUUGUGAGAUGCCAUCUACAAUUGAGGAAUUGGAAGCGGCUAUCCAAGACACCAUUUCUCAAGCCAAUUCCAUUCUUUUCCUGAACCAUAAUGUUCUAGAAGAGUAUGAAACACGUCAGAAAAAAAUAGAAUCUCUUUCAAAGACUCAAGAGAUGGAAGAAGAGAAAUUAAGCAACCUCAUUGAUGAAAUCAAUGCUUUAAAGGAAAGGUGGCUACCAACAUUAAGAAGUCUUGUUUCACAAAUCAACCAGACUUUUAGCCGCAAUUUCCAAGAAAUGGCUGUUGCAGGAGAAGUUUCAUUAGAUGAGCAUGCCAUGGACUUUGACAAAUAUGGGAUACUAAUUAAAGUCAAAUUCAGGGAGACCGGACAACUCCAAGUUCUAAGUGCCCACCACCAAUCUGGAGGAGAACGGUCUGUUUCAACCAUUCUUUACCUAGUUUCUCUGCAAGACCUAACAAAUUGCCCAUUUAGAGUGGUGGAUGAAAUAAAUCAAGGAAUGGAUCCUAUCAAUGAGAGGAAAAUGUUUCAGCAACUAGUGCGAGCUGCCAGCCAACCCAAUACACCGCAGUGCUUUUUGCUUACUCCAAAGUUGCUCCCUAAUCUGGAAUACAGCGAAGCAUGCAGCAUUUUGACUGUAAUGAAUGGUCCUUGGAUUGAGCAGCCAUCUAAAGCUUGGAGUGGUGGAGAGUGCUGGAGGUCUGUGAUGGGACUAAUGGAGGAACGUUGUCGCUGACUAGAAUCAGAAAUUCUUUAGGUAGAUUCGACCAGGAAUUGUCCAUAAGAAAAUUUUACUUGUUGAUCUGCCAUUUGCGCUAGUUACAAGCUGAAUCAUGGUCGCUCAGCUAUGUUUUUUUGAAAAAUCUGUUAAUACUGGCCCUUAUUCUUAAAUAACAUAAUUCUUUUGUACGCAUAGUUCCUAUUAUGCUACCCUUGUUUAUUGUGACAGAGAAAAUACGUCUGUUCUAAGGUACUCCUCUGUUCGAACUCCCAUUAAAAUGGUCCUCCAUUCUCUCUUUUAUAUUCAAUGUUUAUUUUUUUUGUAGAA